Suillus bovinus is the source of this 1413-nucleotide messenger RNA. RefSeq names its product mitochondrial carrier domain-containing protein. The transcript is spliced from 8 exons. NCBI's taxonomy places the organism in Eukaryota, Fungi, Basidiomycota, Agaricomycetes, Boletales, Suillaceae. Gene Ontology annotation, cellular component: mitochondrial inner membrane. Gene Ontology annotation, molecular function: ATP:ADP antiporter activity. Gene Ontology annotation, biological process: mitochondrial ADP transmembrane transport; mitochondrial ATP transmembrane transport. Bases 173 to 1111 code for a protein of 312 amino acids. The record is from RefSeq and is a predicted model, not a curated record.
CGGAACGUACCUACACACGAUGCUGUUCAAUCGGUGAAGAGCGGAGAUAAAACAUUCCGGAUGAUUCCGAAUUCCUUUUUGACGCGAACUUUUUUCCCUGCUUAGCUCUCAUCCUUCCCUCCAUCCUUCUCUACUCAGCCUUUUCUUUUCCUGUUGGCUUUCUAAUUAAAAAAUGGCCGAAACCAAGAAGGUCAAGACUCCCCAGGAUUUCCUCGUGGAUUUCCUGAUGGGUGGUGUUUCUGCUGCCGUUGCCAAGACGUCGGCAGCCCCAAUUGAGCGCAUUAAGCUCUUGGUACAAAAUCAGGAUGAGAUGAUCAAGCAGGGUCGUCUGGCUACUCCCUACAAGGGCGUUGGGGAUGCGUUCGCUCGCACUUACAAGGAAGAAGGCCUUGUCUCACUUUGGAGAGGUAACACUGCCAACGUGAUUCGUUACUUCCCUACGCAGGCCUUGAACUUCGCAUUCAAGGAUUACUUCAAGUCUUUGUUCGGCUUCAAGAAGAACGAGGGCUACUGGAAGUGGUUCGCUGGCAAUGUUGCAUCUGGUGGUGCCGCUGGUGCUUCGUCGCUGCUCUUUGUUUACUCUCUCGACUACGCUCGUACUCGUCUUGCAAAUGAUGCCAAGUCGGCCAAGGGUGGAGGAGCUCGUCAAUUCAAUGGUCUUGUUGAUGUGUACAAGAAGACUCUCGCUUCCGACGGUAUCGCGGGUCUCUACCGUGGUUUCGUUCCUUCAGUCGUCGGUAUCAUUGUCUACCGUGGUCUUUACUUUGGUGUAUACGAUUCGCUUAAGCCCGUUGUUCUCGUUGGUGCUCUUGAGGGCUCGUUCUUGGCUUCCUUCGCUCUUGGUUGGGGUGUUACCAUCGGUGCUGGUCUUGCUUCCUACCCUCUUGACACUAUCCGUCGUCGUAUGAUGAUGACCUCUGGUGCUGGCGUUCACUACAAGUCCAUGUUCGAUGCUGGUUCUCAGAUCGUUGCCAAGGAGGGUAUGAAGUCAUUGUUCAAGGGUGCAGGUGCCAACAUUCUCCGUGGUGUUGCUGGUGCUGGUGUGCUUUCGCUAUAUGACAAGCUCCAGCAAGUCAUGUUCGGCAAGGUCUACUCUGGUGGAUCAGGUUAAACGCCUUGCAUCGCAUAUUUACUCGGGCUUUGGCUCCAUCCUUUCUUUUACGUAUCACGAUUUAUUUCGAUAGACUUUAUUCCAUCUCACUGGGUCCCUCAGUAUGGUCUCUUCUACAUACUCCCACACUAGUAGGCCUUAGUUCAUACCGAAUGCAGAAGACAUUCACGACCAAUAUUUUGAGGCAAGAUCUGGCAUUAAGUCUGUAUUGUUCAUUUCUAACCCCUCACGUGAUCUACCAAGAUAUAAGCUGUUCCGAACUACUACUUGUAUGUUAUGUUUGGCUCUCGGCGUUGGUUUGC